Molecule: messenger RNA, 3408 nt
Organism: Danio rerio (zebrafish)
Lineage: Eukaryota; Metazoa; Chordata; Actinopteri; Cypriniformes; Danionidae
Source: RefSeq, a predicted model, not a curated record
GCCUAGUCAGUCGUGAACUGAGGUGGGCCGGUCUGAGGCUUGAAACUCCAGAGCUGAAAAGGUGUCCCACUCCGGCCCUGUUGGGGUUGGAUUGUGGCUGUGGCGUUUUUCCUGGUGGAGGUGUUCACUUAUGGGGUUAUCAAAAGUUUUGGAAUCUUCCUUAAGGACCUAAUGAGUGACUUUAAUGAAACAAACAGCCGAGUAUCAUGGAUCAUUUCAAUAUGUGUCUUUGUUAUGACUUUCACAGGUGAGAACUUCAACUUUUACAUUAAAUCAUUUAGCCAAUGUUUUUAUCUCUAGCUAUUCCGAAAUUGAAAAGGCAAAACAAUAGAAGCAAUUAGACCAAAUUAACAAAAAUAUGUACCUUUAGGUAGUAUGCCAAGUGCCAGUUAUUCUAACGGUUUAAAGAAAAUUAUUUAAAUAAAUAAUUUAAGAUGUCUUGACAUAGUCGAGUCACUUCUUGAAAGGCUAAAGACUGUUCAGGCUGAGUUAGCAUGGGAAAGCUUUUUUAAACACAAAAAAAUAACAGCUUCAUGUUGUCUUUUUUAUUUCUAUGGCCCUUCAGCUCCUCUAUCAACCGUGCUGAGUAAUCGAUUUGGCUUCCAGCCUGUUGUGAUGUUUGGAGGGUUUCUCAUAUCUCUGGGCACAAUCUCAACAGCAUUCACCAGCUCUAUCAAUCAGAUGUACCUUACUAUUGGGAUUGUGACUGAUGUCCUUUAAUCUCCGUAGGACUGGGUUAUUGUUUGACAUUUCUACCAACCGUCACAAUCUUGUCCCAGUACUUCAGCAGGCGUCGUUCUGUGGUCACAGCCAUGGCAUCCACUGGAGAGUCAUUUGCUAUAUUUGCUUUUGCUCCAGCAUUCACAGCUCUUAAGAACUACAUCGGCUGGAGGUACACAUUUGUGGUGAUUGGGACGUUACAGGGCAUCACUAUCAUCUGUGGAGCUUUACUUCAUCCCAUAGUUAUCAAACCAACAUCUCAGACAGAAACUGAGCAGAAGAUCACCUAUACCCUCCCUGGAGAACAAGUGCAAGGUUUUGGGAGCUCUGGAGAUUCAGUUGUACAGUCGCUUGAGCAAGAACAGGGCCUCAAAUCUGGGAUUGAACUGGAAGAAGUGGAACCAGUACAGGUUAAUCCAAAACAACAGGACAAUACAAGUAAAAAUAGGCUCUUGGAUUUGACAGUGCUAAAAGAAGGCGGUUUUUUGUGUUAUUCAGCCUUUGGGCUCUUUGCAACAUUGGGCUUUUUUGCGCCACAGCUGUAUGUGGUGGAGCUGAGUGCCAGUUUGGGAACUGAGAGGGACAAGGCUGCCUAUAUGCUGUCAACAAUGGCCAUCUCAGAGAUCUUUGGACGUCUUUCUAUCGGAUGGGUCAUGAAUUGUGGAUGCAUCAGGAAGAUCUUUGUUCUUCUCAUAUGUGUGUCACUGAUGUGUCUGGUGCUGGUGUUGUUCACCAUAGUAAAUGGCUUCUGGGGACUGGUGGUGUGCUGUGUGCUUUAUGGCUUCUUACUCGGAAAUAUCGCUUCCACACACAUCCCAAUGCUGGCAGAGGAUGACGUUGUAGGAAUCCAGAGGAUGCCCUUAGCUGUUGGUGUCUACGUCUGCAUUCAGAGCUUUGCAGGACUGGCUGGUCCACCAUUAGGAGGCGUCCUUGUGGAUAUUACACAAAACUACAGUGCUGCAUUCUACUCCUGCGCUGCAGGAAUGGGAUUAGGUGCCAUUUUCCUUGGGCUUGUACGUCCAGCCAAGACAGGUCAUCUUUGCAGAAGGAGGAAAAAUGGAGAGAAUAACUCUGCGGUGGAGCAAGUGUCUAAAUCAAGCCAGAGGAAUUGCUAGAACAGGGUAACCAAGAAGUUUAGUCUUAAAAACACAGAACAUUAGGAACUAUCAAACCUGUUGAUAUAAUAGGAACACAUUCAAACUGAAUGUACUGGAACUUUGGCUACGUUAUAAUUCAUGAGAAUUGGGUAAAAGGUUUUUCACCCAAAAUGAAAAUUCUGUCAUGAAUGACGUAGAAGAACCAAUAUUGUUCUAUUUUUGUUCAUCUACGGGUGGUCUUCAUUUACCUACAUUUAUUGUGGUUUAAGUGUGUUUUGAUUAAUGUUUAAAUGCAAAGAAAAGUUUUAUUAAAUUAUUGUAGUUUUUAUUCCAAAAAUAAACCAAAAUUUGACACGACAGUGUACAUAAUGACAGAAAUGCCAUAUUUGGGUUAACCAUUCUUCCAUUUUCAUUUAUUCAUUGUCUUGUCGGUUUAGUCCCUUUAUUAAUUUGGGGUCGCCACAGCGGAAUGAAUCGCCAACUUAUCCAUCAAGUUUUUACGCAGCGGAUACCUUUCCAGCUGCAACCCAUCUCUGGGAAACAUCCACACACACAUUCACACACACACUUAUACACUACGGACAAUUUAGCCUACCCAAUUCACCUGUACCGCAUGUCUUUGGACUGUGGGGAAAACAGGAGCACCCAAAGGAAACCCACGCGAACGCAGGGAAAACAUGCAAACUCCACACAGAAACGCCAACUGAGCCGAGCCUCGAACCAGCGACCCAGCCACCUUCUUGCUGUGAGGCGACAACACUACCUACUGCGCCACUGCUUCCCCCUCUUCUAUUUUUGCAUGUGAAUUUGUUGCUCAUACACUGAUUUCAUAAAUAUGACUAUUAUACAAUGACAUACAAACCCCAUUUGGAAUGACUCUAAACACUGCUUCUCUGUUCUAGAAACAGAAGAAAUGACCUUCAACAGCAAACCCCAUUUUCGUGGUUUUAGAAAUUAUUGCCAAUAUCUAUGGAUGCUUACAGCCACUUAUAGCUAAAGCAUUGACCAAAGAUGUUUAAACUCAUUGAAAAACAAUCUAAAUUGUAAAGAGAUGUUAUAAUUAUAUAGAGAUGUUAUUAUAUAUUCAUUAUUAUUAUUAUUAUUACUAUUAUUAUUAAUAAUAAAUAGUGAUAAAUAGCUCUUUAUUGACUCUUUAUGAACUAAAUGCUAAACCCAGGUAAACUACAGUAUUUUAAUAAUCCUAGCAGUUUGUUUAGGGUGUUGUUUGGUCUUUUCUACAAUGAUUCUUCAACUGUGGAUGAGAUUUGCAUCUCUGUUAUAUAGAGAGAAUUGUGAAUUCAAAACAUUACAGAGCACAGAUUGAUGGAAUUGUGCAACAAGGAAGAAAGAUGUCCAAAAUAAUGCAAUGGCAAAUUCAAAUGUAAAUGUUUCUUACGAAUGAUGACUUUCAUCAUUCACCUCUCUUAGAAAAACUGUAUUUCUUUGGUAUUUUAAUAUUGGAAAAGAAUUGUAUUUGUUGUAUCUUCAGUGGAAUGUGAUGUGAAUAUGAAAUGAUCUCUUCUGUUUCUGCACAAUAUAAUUUUUUAUAACAAUCUUUGAAUCUGACUGAAGAAUAAAUACACACCUUUUA